CUUUUUCUAUCGUCUAAUCAGAAGGGAGAGAACUGCGAGUACUUCCUGAUCAACUCUUCCCUGUGAUACAGCUCAGCUGACCUGCAGACAUGGUAAACACUUUUCUAAAUCUUAUCUCUGAACUCGACUAUGGUGACUUUAAAACCUUGUCAUUCUCAGGAUAUUUAAAUCGCAUGAUUGUUUUACGUCUCUUGUAUGUUUUGACACCGACUCUUCCAAAGUAUAGUCGACCUGUAAUGGCUAGCAGGCUAAGCUAGCUAGUAUCUUAUAUUGAUGUACAUCGUUACGCUAGACAUGUGAUGUGUAAGGAUUAAAUGAUAACAUAAUAAGGACCCAAACUUAGUGUAUGAUACUCUUUGUUUCGCAGCGGUUUCGUUUCUGUGGAGAUCUGGACUGCCCGGACUGGGUCCUUGCUGAAAUUAGCACCUUGGCAAAGAUGGUGAGAAUGAAACAAGGUCCAACACAGAAGGAUAAGAUGUACGGUGUUUUAGUGUUAGUCUAACGUGUGUUUGUGUGUGUUUUCUGUCCUCUUAUUGCAACAGUCGAGUGUGAAAAUGAAACUCCUCUGUGCUCAAGUGCUGAAGGAUUUGCUGGGUGAAGGCAUCGAUGUAAGUGUUGAGUAUAUUCCUACAUAAAGUUGACUCUUCAGUAUUCACACACUGACAGCAGCUGCUUUCUUGUCUUUUUCCCCCAGUAUGAUAAGGUUUCAAAGCUUACUGCAGAUGCAAAGUUUGGUAAGUUGAAGAAUAUUUAAGUAUAUCAUGAAAAAUACAUUUCUCCCUUCUUUUUGUGUGCUAAAAGCUGAAAUUUGUGUUGAUUUGCAUGUGCAAAGGUAAAACACAGGACAUAAAAACCAUGAUACAUAAUUUAAAUAGACUCACUAGAGCUGGAUGAGACAGGGCUUUAAAGGGAUAUUCUGGCGUAAAAUGAAGUUAGGGUCAUAAAUGAUCAUAAAUGUUCUUCCUUGAGCUGCUUCACCCCGCUGUAGUCAAUGGACUUACCUGGAGGUCUCUGUACAAACAAGCGGCUGCUGGAAGAGAGUAAGUAAGUUAUGUUAAGUCUCUUGCUAAAGAAAUUAGGCAAAGCUAAAAAGAUGUUUGGUGGCUAGUACUAUGGCUGGGACCCUUUAUGUACUGUUGAUGAAGUUAGGUGCUGUUCUGAGCAUUAUUUGUGGCUAUAGAGUGGCGUUUUGGUUGAGCGCGUGGCUCUCAGUAUUGCGAACUGCAGUCAUUACUAAAGUUGGUAUAACUAAAGAAGCACAACGGGGUGUCUCACUCAGUAUUAUGGUGUGUUUGACCCUAAGUUAAUUUUACGCCAGAAUAUCCCUUUAAAGUGUUUCAGAGAAAACUGUUUUUUUCCCUUCUUUUUGUGUGCUUAAAGCUGAAAUUUGUGUUGACUUGCAUGUGCAAUGGUAAAACACAGGUUGACAUGGAAUAGAGGACAUAGAAACCAUUAUACAUAAUUGAAAUAGACUCACUAGAGCUGGAUGAGACAGGGCUUUAAUGUUCAUAUCGAUGUUGUCAUCAUGAGUUUUAUGAGAAGACACAAGGUCCAUGAAAAGAAACAGAUGGGUUGGAAAAAUCAUAUUUAAACAGUCCUCAAAGUUCUCACUACUUUUAGGCAUCAGAGAUUAUGGAUUUUUCUUAACCCUUUUACAAAGUAACAUUUAGCAGACACUUAUAUCCUAAGUGACGUGCAUUCAAGAGCAAGAACACAAGCAGAGAUCCAGACAAGAACAAACUAGAUCAGUAAAAGCCACAAAGAGCUUCAAGUCCCUUUGAAUGCAGGUACUGCCAUGCAGUGUUAAAAGCAAUGCACAAAGUGUAUAAAAGGAUUUCCUUUGCACAUUAGACUCACUACCUUUGUUCUUUAAAGCAGUAACUAAAAGUGGAAGUUUUAAUAGAUGGCUGUGGACAUCCAACAAUUUCCAUCAAGGCGUUGGCCUUUCUGUGAGGCAGUUUCCCUCCUACUGGUACUCUUUGAAGUGGCAACACCUAACAUCUUAGCACAGAGAUACUCCACUGCAAAAAAGGACCUCCAUUAAAAUGUAUUCUAACAAGAAAGUAAAUUAGCUCAAGCAAGAAUUGUACAUGGGAAGUGUCAAAAGUAACACUACUUGUUUUUAUUGUUAUAUAGUAAAAAGCUGAUAAUGAUUAUUGAGCUGUGAAAUUCCUCUAAAUGUUUAAAGUGGAAAACCUUCAUUUACAGGGUAACUGGUAAGCUCCUUAAAUAAAUGCAGAGAAAAAGGAAUCAGUGUAGAUUAUUAUGGAGGAUUAAUAAUAAUCUAUAUAACUGAUAUUCCACUUCUGCUGUCCCUGCACUUAAGUCCACCUUUGAUUAUUUACACUUAGGCCCAUAACUCUGUCAUAUUAUAAUAAACAAUAUGACAUGCAUUCAUGACAUUAAUCUGUUUUUGCAGAAAGUGGAGACAUCAAAGCUAGUGUGGCAGUUCUCAGCUUCAUUUUGUCCAGUGCAGCCAAACACGAUGUUGACAGUGAAUCUCUGUCCAGUGAGCUGCAGCAGCUCGGUCUGCCCAAAGGUGAGUCCACUGGAGCUCCUCAUUUUCUGUCUGAAAAUGUAACAUGUGUUACAUCAUCUCAGAAAGUGCGCACACGCACGAAGAAUGAGUCAUUGCAUGAACAAAUAACUCUAUUCUAGAUACAUAACUAGAUCCAAAAACAAAGCCUAAUGCAUAUUACAAGAGUCUACUGCAUUGUUUUAAUAUCUGUUAUAUAAAUCAUACAAAAGAGGAGAACCUCUGCUCAGCCUGCCCUUGAAGGGAACUUGGUGAACAAUGAGAUGUCUAAAACAAUGCUGCUGGGUGGAAGUUGUGUGUUGUGUGGUGUACUGUGACAUUGAUCCACAAAUAAAAGCAAACAAAUGACUGAGCGUUUGCCAAAUUUCUGCUCUUGUGCAGAUGUGAAUUUGUGUAUUUUCAGAUAUUUAUAUUUCUGUGGAUAUUAUACUCCUCACAGCUGUCAGCUCAUGUGGUGUUUAUGGUUUUGAACAUGCUUUGACAGCUUUUUGAGACAUGUCUAAGUCGUAACAUCUAUCUUCUCUUAAAGAACACACAACAGGGCUCUGCAAAUCAUAUGAAGACAAACAUGCUGCACUGCAAGACAAGCUAAGAGAAACAAGCUUGAGAUGUAAGUGUUUUUGUCCGUCUUUCCCUUUUAAAGGAAGAAGGCAAAUAUAUCUGCUGACUGAACACUGACUGCAGGGUGUUGUCUGCUGUGUAAUGAACUUUUAGUGGGGCGACUGGAGGCUGUAUCCUGGCGUGUGGACUACACUCUCAGCUCCAGUGAGCUUCGAGAGGUGAAUGCCCCAAUGAUUCAGCUCAAACUGCAGGCACAAGGAGCAGAGUCAGGCGCCACGGAGACGACUGUUGUUUCGGUUCCUGCUGACAAGUUCAGAGUCCUGCUUGCUGGUUAGUUCUGCACCUUGUCUGAUCUUUUGCCAGAAAUACCGCAUUCACACUGUUUUAGAAGCUGGAUUUUGUGUCUCAUGUGUCUUUACAGAGCUCAAACAAGCCCAGGCGAUGAUGAAUGAGCUACAGUAAAGAAGAGAGGAGUCAGACGACCACACAGACAUGACCUGAGAGGCUGCUCUUCAGAAGUCAUGUGAAGCGCUCAUUCCUUUUGGACAGACUGAUGUAUUUUUCUAACACACUUGUUGAAAUGUUUCCAGGAUGGGUGAGUUUUCACCCAAACAAGAACAAAAAAUGACCAUUUUUGUACAGUAUUGUAAAAAUCUUUACACAUUUUACUUGAAUGAUGUUAAAAUAUUUGUAUUUUCUCUUCUCGUGGUUUUAAUUAUGCAAUAAAAUGAUCAGUAACACUGAA
Messenger RNA from Xyrichtys novacula (pearly razorfish), 3842 nucleotides. The record is from the annotation of a GenBank genome assembly. Lineage: Eukaryota; Metazoa; Chordata; Actinopteri; Labriformes; Labridae.